GAUGCUGGACUUUAAUGGAGACAGGCUCAAACUGACAGACUGGCCACCCGUUCUCAACUCUAUCUCCAUCAACAAACACCUGCAGCAUAUUGCAAUAAGUAGCACAUACCAAACUAGCCUGGGUUCUGGAGAGGCAGGUAAAGCAUAUUUGCCUAUGGUAUUAACCUGUACAGGAAAAGUUAAAUUAGAAACUUGAAUGACUUACCACGUUUGCACACUAAUCAUAUCAACACCAAUUUCAGACAGAAGGUACUGUAAGUCUAGCUUCAGGAAGAAGAUCCCAGCCAUUCGCUCUAAGGACAUGACAUUUAAGUUGUGCAAGGCCCUGAGGGAGUGUCUGACCGUCUCUUCCAACAUUAAGACUCUGAAGCUUAAUGGACUUCCACUUAGAGAGAGGGACCUCAUCGCCUUGACAAAGGGUUUAGCAAAAACUGUUACCUUGGAAAACCUAUCUCUGGCUAACUGUCCAAUCAGUGAUGAGGGCUUAGAGGUGAUUUGUCAAAGUGUUAAAUAUUCUUCAAGCAUCAGGACGGUAAAUUUUUCAGGAUGCAAUCUCACUUGGAGAGGGGCAGAGCAUAUGGCCAACAUCAUCAAGCAUCAGGGAAUGCAGAGGCAUGGUACUGCAUGGGCGGAGUCUCUGAGGUAUCGACAACCACAGUUUGAGGGAAUGGGAGGUCUCCGCCGUAUCACCCUUAACUGUAACACUUUGAUUGGGGACCGGGGUGCUGCUGCCCUUGCGCAUGAACUGGCCGAGGACCUCUGGGUUAAAGCUGUGGACCUACAGAGAUGUGGUCUGUCCAAUGAAGGAGCUCGUCGUUUGCUGGAAGCCUUCAAAACAAAUUCUGCCCUUUGUGUACUGGAUAUUCGUAGUAACCCUUUAGUUGACAAGGUCUUAAUUAAAACUGUAAUAGAGAAAGUGCUGAUGAAUGCUGAUGGACAAUCACUAGAGUACCACUGGAUCAAGCCUGCAGCCACCGAGCCACAGAGAGCUCCUGUUGCAAAGAAGCGAUCACUGCCCAGUUCAGUCAGAGGAAAAGCUACAUUUAGGAUGGCCCAUCGUAAAGGAACAUGUAAUGGAGGGCGGAGUUCAGCUGUUGCUCAGGCACAGAAGCCCUAUUCCCGUUCCUGCUUGAUUCCAUGGCGUGCUGCUGCGCGAGCUGGACGCCAGAGAGGUCUGCCUCCCGGAUUAACCGUGAUGGACCAAAGCUUUCAGGGUGCAGCUACUGUGAAGGUUACUGUAGAUUCAAAUUCAGAGGGGGAGUACGACGAGGAAGACGAAGAGGCAGAAGUGGUGGUGGAAGUGGAGCAGAGACCAUCUUCUUUCAAUCUCCAGGACAGGAUCACUGGACGGCAGUUUGAGCGUAUGCAGAUGGAGCUAAAAGAGUGUCGUCUGAGGCUGGCAGAGGAGCGCAGAGCCAGACUGAAAGCUGAGUCAAGGCUCAUGGAGUAUGAGUUGGAGAACGCCCGUCUUCGUGAUGCCAACCACUCCCUGUCUGAGGCACUUGCAGCCACUGGCUCUGGAUCAGCACAACCUGCUGUCAGUGCUCUUGAAGAUGAGGCCGUACUUGAGAGCAUUGAAAGUUCAUUUACGAAAUUCCAUGCUUUCCUUGAUCUCCUCAGGGAUGCUGGCCUAGGUCAGCUAUCUGCAAUGGCUGGAAUUGACAAGUCAGAUUUCCAACCUCUGGGAAGACCUCAGCUCUCCUCUACAAUAGGAACACAUCUGGAGGGUGCAGCAACUUUGACUAGAGGGGACUAUCGGGAUGUUCGGAAUAAGACUGGUGCCUUUUCUUUGGUAGGCAAUGGCCUACCUGCUCUCCCUGGUGGCCCAGGUGACACCACCCCGCACAGAACUUCAUCCUUUGUCAGGGAGUCCUUGCGAGAAGACAGGAGACUGGAUGUGACCUUCAGUAAGGCUUCUGGACCUGCAGUAGAAACUGGUAUGGGUGGAGAGGUGGAACCAGAUCGAUAUUCCAAGCCCGGUACCCAGUGUGACUCAGGUUCUGAGCACAGUUUCCGGAGCCAAAUAUCCUUUGAUAAGGUUUCCUUUGGUAAAACUUUUCAGACUGAACCAAGCAAGCACAAGAGCAACAGCAACUCUCACCGGAGCAAUUCUCAUCAUAGCAAUGGCUCCCAUGGAUACAACAAAAGCUAUAGUCAAAGUCAUGCUUCCCAUAGCAAUGGGUCUCUUGGUGGAUUUUCUGUAAGAUCGAGUGCUAGUGACAUUAUAGGUGACAAGGCAGAUUCUGUGGGAUCAGUAGAGUCAAAGACCAGGGGAAAGGGAAGGCUAAUGACAAUAGGUCAGUCAGGGUCAGAAGGGUCAGCAGGGAAAGUCUAUCCUGGGAGGGAGACUCUGGAGCAGAUCAUGUCGCUGGGUGGUCUGAGGGGGCAGUCAGAUAAUGAAUCCUUCUGAGCAGGUGACCAGAGAAAUAUUAGAAAAGCCUUCUCAGUGACUUCUCCUUAAAGUUCUUUCUGUCACAUCUAAAGAUUGUUGUUCACUUUAAGAAUGUUUAUGAUGUAGAUUUUAUAAAUCUUUUUUUAAGUAUAGAUUUACUUUAAAAUCUUUAGAAGGCCCAUGACCACAAUUCAAUUUAAUAUCUUGUUGCAUUUAAGCCAAAGUAGGGGAAGAGUUAAAGGUCCCAUGAAAUUAAUAUUGGAGUUACUGAUUGUGGAAUGUGUCAAAAAUGCAAUGUAUAUUUUUGUAUUCACAUUUUACACCUUUUUUUUUUUGUUAGUCUUCAAGUUUUUUGCUGACAUGUUUUGCACUUGGAGGCAUGUACAAUAUAAAGAUUUCAUUCAGUAAAGUGUAACAGUAGAUAUUUGGGAUUCGAUCUCGAUCUAGUCUUGAUUAAAAACCACAAAUCAAGUUCCUCCCAUUGCAAUCCAGUUUAAUGUGGGAACAUAUCAACCCUCAGGAAAAUUACAUUAUCAAAGACAUGUCAUUGGAGGUUUAAGUGAAAAUGCACUGCUUCUUUCACACAAUAUAUAUUUAUUUUUACAAUUUAAGUGCUGACAGACUUUUGAUGGAUGUUGAAUUUGUCCUCAAUUUGAUUUUAAUUUGGUCUUUUUAAAAAAAAAAAAAUCUUCUAUGAUGUAGAAUUGUAUAAUUUGUUGUAUUGUAUCACUGUUAUCACUUGUUCCUAUUAGGAUAUUCUGCACAUUUUUCAAACUUGUAUUUUAUAGUAAACAUGUUAGCAGUUUUAAAUUGUGUUUCUGAGCUUUUAAAUUCAAAAACUGUCUAUCACUCCAAAUUCAGUAAAGUCAAAAAUGCUUGUGAAAUACUUUAUGAGUUUUUAAUAUGCUCUUAAUAUGCACAGUUCAUGCCAUUAACAUGUGCAGAAGUAAGAACUAAUACUAACUAAAUAUAUAACACCUACCCUCAGAAUGGCUGUUUACUGAAAUCAAAAUGUAGGUUUUACUGAUAUUUGUUUUCAGUACUGCAUAUGUUGAUAGAACUCACAAAUUGUGUCUGAAUACUUUUUGGAUCUGUGUCUACUCUAAAUGUAGAUACCAUUUUUUGGAGGAUGUGAGCCUCCUUCACAGGACCUGCGUCUGUUUGCUACAUUAUGUUGUUUAUGGCCUUUGGUGCUCUGAGAGACAAGGACAUGGGGCCGAAGUAUGAUCUUUGUGGGUUAAAAUAGGACAUAGUGUUCUGUUUUCCACUACGAGUGAGUACCAAACACCAGUAAAAGCCAAAAGUACAGUUCUCUGCAAAAGUGAAAAGGGUACAUAGAGUUUUUCAUUUAUACUGCCUUCUUAUUGUUUUGGUCAUCUUAACUGCUUUUAUCUUACCUUUUAACUGCUUGAUACUCAAUGAUUUACAUGACAUUCUCAUUGUUUAUUGAGAUUUUCUUAUUUCUAAUUAGUGUACAAAGAUAGUUUGAAAUGGGAAUAGUAUUUUACAACUACUAGUAAUAUUAGGAAAUGCUUUGAAAGGUGAAGUGUGCAUGAAAUGGGAAAGAACAAAAAUGACUUUACAAGUGAGAGCAGUUUCUCAGCUGUAUUUGCACUGGAGUAAACAUCAGCCUGAAUUGGCCUGUACUGUGCCUGGACAAUGUGUGACAAUUGAUGAUGUCUGAGGGCAUCACAGUAUGAAGCAGGUGUUUAUUCACAGUAUGCAUGCUAAUGCUGUGGCGGUUUAGAUAUGUAUAUAUAUAUAUAUAUAUAAAAGAGGGAUUUCUGCAACAUCCCAGUUGUAAUAAUUCAACAAAAACAAAAUCGAAAUGUAAACUUUAAAGAAGAAAUAGCAUUCUUACAAAUGAAAAGUGGAAUUGAUAAACACACACAACCUUGCUCAGGUCACUUUAAUGCUUGUAUGGCUUAAAUUAUUACCACUUGGAAUUGAGAGUUUUUGUGUCUUUUAUGGUACCAAAAUUCAGUUUGAGUUUUAAAUGAUCACAGUAUGUUUUGAUAUUGUUUAAAGAUAUUUCAUAAGAUAGUUCAAUUCUCCAUCUUCGGUGUUCAGCCGAUUAACCAUCAUUGGCCAUCAAUUCAUCCUUACCCUUAUGUUUUAUGUUUGUAUAUUUGUUUUUGUGAAUAAGCAAAUUAAAAAAAGAUGAUGCCCUGUU
Messenger RNA from Seriola aureovittata, 4565 nucleotides. It is a transcript of the gene cep78, whose product is annotated as centrosomal protein 78. The record is from RefSeq and is a predicted model, not a curated record. Gene Ontology annotation, molecular function: protein binding. Lineage: Eukaryota; Metazoa; Chordata; Actinopteri; Carangiformes; Carangidae. The coding region runs from base 197 to 2410 and encodes 737 amino acids. The transcript is spliced from 14 exons. Gene Ontology annotation, cellular component: centrosome.